UAUUGUAAAGAGCUGCGCGCGUAUUCUUUUGUUUCCCCCAAUAAAUCCAUCCCCGCGAACACAAGAAGUGAAGUUCUGUUGCGCGAUCCGAAAUAGUGCCAAGUCCAAUCUAAACCGCAAUUAGUGGCCUAAUUGGGCAAGUUUUGUGGUGAUCUACCAGCCUUUGGUGAGAAAGGUGGUGAUCAGUGUGAGUGCCAGGUGGUGACGUCUGCCGGAGGUUCAAGACCUGCAAGACCUGCAAGACCCGCUUGGACCAAGUAACCCCCGUCAGUUACAUGAUCUCCAAGUAUGGAAUAAUAAGACCGAAAUUGAAAACCAAAUUGACAGCCAGAGUACGGUUUCGCCGGAGUCCAUCGCCAACUUCAUAUCUGCAAUGCAAAGUGGUCAUCGUCGUCGUCGGUCGUCGUUUACCGCCCGCACAACAGGCCGAAUUGUUUCCGGUGGACUUGUUCCGGGCUGUGGCCCGUUUGAACUUUUUGCGCUCUCAACCGACGACAACGUUGACUACAAGAUCUGCGCCAACUGCUGCACCAGCCUCGAACUGUGCGUCAAAUUCCGCCAGACGUGCAUCCAAGCCACCAAAACCUUGGAAGAAAUCAACGCCCUCAAUCUCGCCUUCAACAUCAAAUCCCUCAUCCCGCAACCCCCGCUCGAAAUCAAACAGGAACUUCCAGAACCACCAACGGAAGCCACACCACCAGCCUCCUAUCUGGACCACCAUUUGCUGUUCAACCGCGACGAUACCAUCGAUCAAGUCAGCCUGGAGCAGUACGGACUGAACUUCGUUUCGCCAGCAGCGUUGCCUCCACUGCUCGAAACCGAAAGCUGGUCAGCGGAGCCUUCUUGGAUCGGAUUUCCCUGGGAACAGAACGACCUGACAUUCGAGGCAACAUUUCCGCCGCCGCCAUCUUUGUUCCACCACCAGCAAGCAAUGACCGCUGUGCAACCGUUUAUGACCUCCUCAGGCUCCCAGCAACAACUGCAGUCCUCCCAAAAAAUUGUCCGUUCCAAGUACUUCUGCAAAAUCUGCGAGAAGCACUUCUUCCAGCGCAACGUCCACAUGCAACACCACGAACGGUACAGCCGGAACUGCUUCCAGUGUUUGGACGAGAAACUAAUCGGCGCGUAUCAACCGGACGCAGCUUCCAAGCGGCACACGUGCGAGAUAUGUCUGGUGGUGAAGGAGAGCUGCGCCGACUUCCUGCAGCAUGCAAUCGCUCACCACGCCGAGGAACACCGGGCUAGGGAUUCGUACAAGUGUGACCGGUGCGACAAAGUGUUUGUCCUGAAGGCGGAAAACAGCCGCGGAAAGGUGCACAACUGCGUCAAGAAGCUGCGCUGUCCGCACUGCCCGCAGACGUUUUACUACGCGAAAAGUUACAAGAAACAUCUGCAGUUUUACCACAACGUUGGCCAGGUGGAGGAAACGAGUUCGAGGGUGGGGGAUGGGGAGGGGCCAUCGGGUGAGGUUGACCAUUAGGGGGUCGUUACACGGAGAAAAUGAGUUCUGAAAAUCGUGAAUAACGACCAUGGCAUUUGAACACUUUGUUUGUGGUUCCCAAUUUCAUGAGCGCUUGUUCACGAUUUUCGGAACUCAUUUUUCUCCGUGUAGAAAGCGCGUUGAUGGUACUUAAUGCGCUGGAUAAUCAUUCAGAAAUGGAUGUUAAUUUCGAUUAAUCAGAAAAUUUGCUGAUAUGAAAUGAACAAAAGUCAUUUGUGAAUUAAGGCUGCAUAUAAAUUUAAAAACUAUUAUUGAGCUUCCAUAAAAUUACUUUUAACGCACCACGUGCUUGCUGCCCAACAAAGCGUCGCGCCUACUGUGAAGCAUUCUCGCUUCACCUUCACAGAGAUGAAAAGCAAACACACAAACCGAACGAAUUAUGUUUGUUCGCGACAUCUUGCGGUCAAUAGCGAAACUGGUUAUAGGAUAAACAAGUUAAGUUGCUGGAAUCGUUCAUUUCCUCGGUCAUAACCAGGUCCUAGUACCGAAAAGGACCUAAUAAAAAAAAUAAAAAUAAAAAAAUAAAAAAAAAUCGUUCAUUUCGCGAGUUUUUUUUUUGAAAAGGUCCUAUAAGCUAUUGUGUUUCAUAU
Culex pipiens pallens (northern house mosquito) is the source of this 2091-nucleotide messenger RNA. RefSeq names its product zinc finger protein 347-like. The record is from RefSeq and is a predicted model, not a curated record. The coding region runs from base 374 to 1480 and encodes 368 amino acids. Lineage: Eukaryota; Metazoa; Arthropoda; Insecta; Diptera; Culicidae. Gene Ontology annotation, molecular function: zinc ion binding. The transcript has 4 exons. Gene Ontology annotation, cellular component: nucleus.